Molecule: messenger RNA, 2173 nt
Organism: Abrus precatorius (Indian licorice)
Lineage: Eukaryota; Viridiplantae; Streptophyta; Magnoliopsida; Fabales; Fabaceae
Product: H/ACA ribonucleoprotein complex non-core subunit NAF1-like
Exons: 3
Coding region: 55-1671 (538 amino acids)
Biological process (GO): pseudouridine synthesis; box H/ACA snoRNP assembly; ribosome biogenesis
Cellular component (GO): sno(s)RNA-containing ribonucleoprotein complex
Molecular function (GO): RNA binding
Source: RefSeq, a predicted model, not a curated record
AUCGAAUUUGAAGCAAUCCACUCUUGAUUUCGAUUCCGUGGCAGAUAGAUAACAAUGGCUCUCCAACACGAAAACGGGUCGGAUCUCGACCCGAAUCCUAUUGGGGUGGAGACCCAUGCAGCGGAGGGUGAAAAGUUGGGAACUUUGGGUGGUGCUGUUCCUAUUGAGGAAGGCGUGGAGAAGAUAUCUUUAGUGGGUGCCUCUCUUUCAAUUCAGGGGAAUGGUGAAAACAAUGAUAGUGAAAGCCAAAACGAAACCGAAAGUGAUAGUGAAAAUGAAAAUGCAGAGUCUGACUGUCCUUCUGCUUCUGAUUCUAGCAGCGGUAGCAGCAGCAGCAGCAGCAGCAGUGAUAGUGAGGAUGAGGAGGAGGCACGCCAUGAUGGUGAUGCGGAAGUUGAAGAAGGUGAGAUAAGUGGUUCUGAUAAAGAGAAGAUGGUUAGUUGGAGCAUGGUUGAUGAUGAUAAUAUUGAACAUGAUGAUGAAGAUGAUGAUGAUGCAGGAGGACCCAUCAGGUCAAAGAAUGAGCUUCAGAAUCUGCCUCCUGUUCCUUCAGUUGAUGCAGCCUUAGAACCACAACACCAAAUGCGGUCAGUGGGGAUUGUUACGUCGAUUAUUGGUGCUCAAGUCAUUGUGGAAGGAGUUGAGAAGCAUGACCCUCUUAAUGAGGGUUCCAUUCUUUGGCUGACUGAAAGCCGAAAACCACUGGGUUUAGUUGAUGAAAUUUUUGGACCAGUCAAGAACCCUUUUUAUGUUGUGAGAUACAAUUCUGAAAGUGAAGUCCCGGCAGGGAUCCAUGGGGGAACCUUGAUCUCAUUUGUUCCAGAAUUUGCUGAUCAUGUGCUUAGUAACAAGGAUCUAUAUAAGAAAGGGUAUGAUGCAUCUGGUGCAAAUGAUGAAGAGUUGUCUGAUGAAAUAGAGUUUUCAGAUGAUGAGAAAGAGGCUGAAUACAAGAGAAUGCAAAGAACGACAAAGAGAGGUGCAAAUGAUCAAAACCAUGGCAAGAAAAAAAACAAUAGAAAGAAGUUUCCACCAAAAGAGCAUGUGACGCCUACCAUCUCUGAUGCACCUGCAGUAACAUUGCUUGAUCAUGGAAAUUGUGCUCCUUUUUCCGGAAUUGGACAAGGUUUUUUGGGGGGAACUACCACAGUUCCAUCAUUUCCACCCAUAAACACAGCUCCUAACUUCGCCACAAAUGGAGUUUGGACAAAUGGAACAAUACUUCCACAGCAGCCACAGCCUGCCCUGCUUCCUAAUGGAUUUCCUUCAAAUGGCAUAUCAUGGUACCCACAAAACACUCAAAUUUCUGCUCAAUUGCCUAUGCCAGGAAUUCCAUUUCAACAGCAAUUGCAUUCAAGUCAGGGACCUCUCUCUACACCUAUGCUGCCUGGGGUACAGCCUAAUAUAUUUGCACAACCCAUUUUUGCACCUGGGCUUGUGGGGCAAAACCAAAUGACAUUUGGAUUGAACUCACCCUUUCCACCGAUUCAGCCACCUAUAUGUGCUGCACAACAGGGUUUUCCACCCAUUGAAUUGCAUUCAGAAAGAAACCUUAAUUUGCAUUCUAAUGCUAUAUCUGGCGCUCCCUCUCAAUUUCAUCCAGGUUCAUCUGUUAAUCGUGGGAGAAAAACAUUUCAUGGUGCAGGUAGGAAAGGGUGGCGACCAGCCAAGUGAAGGUCUUUGUUGUGUGCUCUACUGCACAGUCAUUUGCUAAUUUGUCAAGUUGGGCCAUUUUGCAAGGACUGUACCGCACUUGUAAAUUUCCUGUAUGCCUUUCGAGUUUUGAAAUGAAUUCGGUAAGCUCCUAUAGUAGUUGAGUUCUCAAUCUUUAGUUAAAGAUACCAUUUGUGCUUUAAAGUGCCACGCAUUUAAUAGCUUGGUGCUGAUGAUCUUGUUUGUCUACUGAAUUGACUGAAGGAGCACCUUCCACUUUCAAUGUGCUGAAUUUUGCCAAUAUAUAGUCGCCAAGGACCAACAAAGGAAAAGUUCUCAUAAUCCAGUAGGAGUUUUCACCAUUUUUCUUUCUGUAAUCUCAACUCCAACCUUCAAAAGGCCUUUUCAUGCCUAAAUCCUAUUAUACUUUAGGGAGGGUUCUGAAAUGAUUUAAAGGGGAUUGUUAUUUGUAUAACUUGAUUUUAUUAUUCACACCAUUUAUUUGAUUGUGACUUUCGAAAGG